AAGGGGGCACUGAAGAGUCGGUGCUUCUUGGCUCCGUGAGAACAGUUGCUCGCGACCACCAGCCACGCACGCACCAAGAUGCCCUUCUCCCUGAGCAACGCACUCACUCUCCUGGCAAUAGUGGCCACCUGUGUUUCUGCAGCAACUACUGAUCUCUCUCACCUGGUCAAAAAGAAGUGUCCAAAGGGUGGUCAGGAGAAUGCAGCUUGCUACGCCGCUCUGCUGACUGGUGUCAUUCAAGGAGUGGUUCGAGGAGUGCCGGAGUUGGAUUUCGAGUCGAUGGAUCCGUUGAAGUCAGAUCCUUUGAACUUGACCGUCAACGCCGGCUCGGACCAGUUUAAAAUGAACUUCCUGGCACCGCAAUUCACCGGCCUGACCAACGCGAGAGUGUCAAAACUCAAAGUUGCCAAUCCGUUGGAAAUGACCCUGCACAUACCUGAGGUCAUGAUGACCUCCAACUACGUCAACUCUGGCAAGUUGAUUGUGAUCAAGGCGUCGGGUGGCGGUUCCAUGACCAACACUUUCGAUGACGUGAGCUUGCACCUGCGCAUCUCGUAUAGCAUGAAGGACGAGGACACCGUCCAGAUUGAGAACGUGGAAGUCAACUUCGCGCCUAAGAAGUCCAAGAUGAGGGUGGACCGACUGAACACUGGAAACGUCGUCGCACGAGAGCUGUACAACAUUUUCCUGUCGGCGAGCGGCUCUGAGAUUUUGGGUCUGAUGUCUUCGCAGCUGAAUGAAAACUUCGGCGGCGUCAUGAAGAGGACCGCGGAAUUCAUGGCAAAAAAUCUGGCUGUGUCGUCUGCCCUCGAGUGAUAAAAUAAAUCCUCUCUCUCUCUCUCUGCACCUGUACGCUUUUGUAAAUAUUAAUUAUUUCCUCGUUGUGUCCUAAUAAGGUUGUUUGCUCUGCUGAGAGGCCGACCUUUCAUGAAACAUUCGGUUUGAAAGGUGCGAAAUGCUGUUCAAAAAAACAAAAAUAAAUUAUUUUGUAUCCUAAUGUA
Messenger RNA from Cloeon dipterum, 1001 nucleotides. RefSeq lists its product as uncharacterized. The coding region runs from base 79 to 816 and encodes 245 amino acids. Lineage: Eukaryota; Metazoa; Arthropoda; Insecta; Ephemeroptera; Baetidae. The record is from RefSeq and is a predicted model, not a curated record. The transcript is spliced from 6 exons.